This is a messenger RNA of Ipomoea nil (Japanese morning glory), 1970 nucleotides long. Its product is annotated as serine/threonine protein phosphatase 2A 57 kDa regulatory subunit B' beta isoform-like. The record is from RefSeq and is a predicted model, not a curated record. The transcript has 3 exons. Gene Ontology annotation, molecular function: protein phosphatase regulator activity. NCBI's taxonomy places the organism in Eukaryota, Viridiplantae, Streptophyta, Magnoliopsida, Solanales, Convolvulaceae. Gene Ontology annotation, cellular component: protein phosphatase type 2A complex. The coding region runs from base 325 to 1722 and encodes 465 amino acids. Gene Ontology annotation, biological process: signal transduction.
AUUUAUUUAUGGAAUCGGUCCUCCAAGAAAAUGAAAAUGUCAAAACAAAUCUGACUUAUAUAUGUAUUCUGCAAUCGUAUCUCUCACUUGAUCGACGGGAAACUUGCUCCGUCGGACCGCCGUCUCUUGCCUUUUCCGGCGCUCAUGGUUCGCCGCUGCAGUCCACGGUUAUAGUUUCAGUACGUUUCUCUUCUUCUUCUCUCGUAUUUGUACUAAUUUGUAUUGCUGUUAAGGGUUAGUCUCUGCUUGUUUGACAAAGCUUGAAUUUUUCUUUGAAAUUUCGCUGCAAUUUACAUAGUUUAGGGGGGUAGGUUUAGAGUUAAGAUGUUGAACAAAAUUAUGAAGAGAGGGCACAAGAAGGUGCCCAAACCGGACGCCGAAGACUUUGGGUCGGUCUCCGCGUCCGUUGUGGUGGUGAAUCAUGCUUCAAGGGGUAGUUCGCUGGGAAAUUCAACACCGGCGCCGGCGCCGGGGACAUUCGAGGUCCUGCCGUUGUUCCGGGAUGUGCCGGUGUCACAGCGGCAGAACUUGUUUUCCAGGAAGCUUCAGAUUUGCUGUUUCCAGUUCGAUUUCACGGAUGUGGUGAAGAUGGUUAGGGAGAAGGAGAUGAAGAGGCAGUGCCUUCUAGAGCUUGUAGAUUUUAUUCAAUCUGGCUCUGGGAAGAUCACUGAGAGCAAUCAGGAGGAAAUGGUAAAGAUGAUAUCUGUUAAUAUAUUCAGGUGUUUGCCUCCGGCUUCACACGAGAACAGUGGGUCGGAAAAUGUUGACGGGGAGGAUGAUCCCUAUCUUGAGCCCUCAUGGCCACACUUACAGAUUGUAUAUGAGCUGCUAUUGCGAUAUGUGCUUUCAUCUGAUACUGAUACGAAAGUUGCAAAGCAGUUCAUUGAGCAUUCGUUCGUGUUGAAGUUAUUGGAUUUAUUCGACUCCGAAGACCCGAGGGAGAGAGAGUAUUUGAAAACAAUUCUUCAUCGCAUAUAUGGGAAGUUCAUGGUGCAUCGUCCAUUUAUUAGGAAGGCAAUGAGUAACAUCUUUUAUCAGUUUAUAUAUGAGACAGAGAAGCAUAGUGGUAUAGGUGAGCUCUUGGAGGUUCUAGGGAGCAUAAUAAAUGGAUUUGCGUUGCCGAUGAAAGAGGAGCAUAAGCUGUUUCUUGUCCGUGCACUCAUACCGCUCCACAAGCCAAAAACAAAUGCAGUGUAUCAUCAGCAGUUGUCGUACUGUAUUGUCCAGUUCAUGGAGAAGGACUACAAGCUGGCAGAUGCUGUUAUAAGAGGUUUGUUGAAAUACUGGCCUGUCACAAAUUGCCGAAAAGAGGUUCUGUUUCUUGGGGAACUUGAAGAAGUUCUGGAGGCUACGCAGGUGUCAGAGUUUCAGCGAUGCAUGGUUCCCCUUUUUAGACAGAUAGCUCGCUGCCUUAACAGUUCACAUUCCCAGGUUGCAGAGCGCGCCCUAUUCUUGUGGAAUAACGAUCAUAUAGUAAGCCUGAUUGCACAGAACCGGAAUGUCAUAUUGCCAAUCAUCUUUGAGGCCAUGGAAAAGAACAUACAAUCUCAUUGGAACCAAGCGAUCCAAGGGCUGACUGGUAACGUUCAGAAAAUCUUUCUGGAAAUGGAUUCCGACUUAUUCCACGAGUGCCAAAGACAGUAUGCAGAAAGUGCAGCUUGCGCGACAGAACAGGAAGAGCAGCGAGAAUUAAGAUGGCAGAGAUUAGUAGCCUGCAGCUAAAAUGACACGUCACCAAAAACCCGCUCGGUUUAGGAGUAGAUGGUGUGCAGUGUUAAAUCGGAUGCUCGAAUUCAUGAGCAUAUAUAGACAACAAUGCUAUACAAUCUUGGAAGCAUAAGCCAUGAAGAACAUGCUUUACACUGUAAAUGGUACUCUGUUUUAGUUCUCCCUUUUUUCUUUUUGUUUUCAUUGUGCAAAGUGAUUGAUCCACAGCUUAAAUUAAGAAUGGUUUGUGAAAGUUUAUGUGA